Pygocentrus nattereri (red-bellied piranha) is the source of this 2925-nucleotide messenger RNA. RefSeq lists its product as uncharacterized. The coding region runs from base 1131 to 1931 and encodes 266 amino acids. Lineage: Eukaryota; Metazoa; Chordata; Actinopteri; Characiformes; Serrasalmidae. The record is from RefSeq and is a predicted model, not a curated record. The transcript has 5 exons.
CACUUUCUCCAGACCUGAAUCCCAUAGAAAACCUAUGGGAUCAGCUGAGUUGCCGUGUAGAGGCUCGUACCUCUGUACCCCAGAACCUCAGUGACCUGAGGGCCACCCUUCAAGAACAGUGGGUAAGUCAGUCUGUAAUGGAUGCUCAAGGGCACAUGACAAGUUAUUGAGACACUGUCAUUUUUUGUUGGGGUUUACCCAUCACUGCUGUCGACUUUUGUUUCAAUAAAUUGUUUGAGAUAAGGAAAUCACCAUUGCAUGAUAUAGUAUCACUGUACCGAGAACUUUUUACGUUUAAACAUAAUGUGGGGUUUAGUAGCAGAACAAAACAAAAAGGCUUGAAAGCAGAACCUGUUAUCAGAAACUGUAAUACUGAUUAAAAUAGAACUUAUUAAGGGUUUUAGGAGGUUGUGAUGUACAGUGAAUGUAGCACCAAUUACUUUUGCUGUCUUCUCUGCAUCAUCACAACCUUCUAGAAAAUUGUUAGAAAACGUUCACAACUUUCUGAGGAAUGACAUUUCAGCGUUGUGACGGUGUAGAAAUGCACCAAGCAGACGGCACUGUGGGCCCUCAAACAGCACGUUGUGGCAAUGUAGCUGUGUUUGCAGGGCCGUUAGGAAUAAAACCUGGUGGUUUUGCUUCCUAUUGGGACUUGGCUUGAUGGUUGCCGUUAUAGGCCAUUAGGAAACAAACAAAUGCAUGUGGAAUCAGUCCCAGAAGACCUGAUUAACCGAUCGGAAUCUUUUACACUGUAGCAACAACCCAUCAGGAAAACACAGAAGACCAUUCGAGACUUCUGAAAACCACCAGGAACCAACAGACACUUUAAAUGGGUUCUAUGAUCUUUUUCAUCAGGAAGGUGCAUUAAAUGUAGCUCUCUAGCCGAGUUAGAGGAAAAAUGGAUUAAGUGAUAAAUAUACUAAGCAGAAGCAGCCGCUUCCUGCUAUUGUGGUCGACAUGCACGUGAUGUCUCUGUGUCGUGUUUGCAGUCAGACUUUGCUGUGCUGUAAUCUGUACUUACACAACUGAAAGUAACUCUGUGUGACGCACUUACAAACAACAAUAAAAUAACAGAAAAAUCAGACUUCAGAUGUCAGACUGCUCCAGGGAUUCCUGCUUACAGGUCAGACAUGUGCUCCUGCAGCUCUGCUCACUAUGUCCUGAUCUUUCUGGCCAUUACAGUCACUGGUGGGUCAGCUGUUAGCUCAGUGCAGGUGAAUCUUCAUGACUCUGCUACUCUGCCCUGCUCUGGGAGAUGUUCUGGUUUGGUCAGAUGGACUGUGUACCACAACCCUGAUGAUGUUCUCACUGAGUGUGAUCAGACUUCAUGUAGAUCAAAGGAGGGAUAUCAGAUGAUCCAUGAUCAGUACCUGAAGGGGAAUCUCUCUCUCAUCAUCACUGACGCUGAUUACUCUAAGAGGGACACUUACACAUGCGACUGUGAUUAUCUAGACAUCUGUGACGUGACUCUCCAGGUCGAGUUUUUGAAGACUUCAGUUCAGAUAGAGUCUGGUGAUUCUCUGGUGCUGGAUUUGGACCUUUCAGAUCCAGUGAAGGUGAUUUAUAACAGCACAGCUGCAGCUGGACCACCCAGCGGUCCCAUAUGUACAGUACAUAGACGCUCACUACAGUGUACACCUGAAUACACACAGAGAGCGUCACUAACAUCUGGCUUUGAGCUGAGACGAAUGACUUCAUCUGAUAGUGGAGUUUACACCAUCUGGGACACCAAGUAUAAAGAAAUUAUUCAUGUCUACACAGUGACCGUCCAAGAUAACCAUCAAAGCCUGGACAGAUAUCUUGGGUCUGUGGUGCCAAUGUGGAAGAAGGUCCUGGGAAAAUUCGCCCUUUCAGCUGGACUUGUAUCUGUGAUUGUGGCAUUUGUUUUGCUGAUUGUGCAGCCAAAAGGUAAUGAGCAUCCCUGUGGAUGAAAGGUGGAAGGAAUUCUCACUAAAUGAAACAAGGAUUAACAGUGCCAUUGGGGAAAGGCCUGCACUGUGGCACAGGAGUGGCCCAGAGAAGAGGAAAGGCCCAAGGACUGAUUGUACAUGAACAUGUUAAUAUAAAUUUACCAUGUGCAACUCAGUGGAAAACAUUACUGCAGGUCUAAUAGUGGAGCGAGUGUAAUGCACUUACAGUAGCCAAUCAAAACAUUGAAAUAUGUAUUUAAUUGGAAACGGUGGGGUGUUGAGCACUGUUGAUACUAAAGCACAUCCAGCUAAAAAGGCCAAUAUUGGCAUCCUGUUUGUAGAAUUUUCAACACCUGAUUAAAACAAACUUUACAGUACUUACAACAAACGUGUAUUCAUACUACAUCAAGCUGCAGCUGCUGUAUUUGUAGAAGACUUUGUGAGAAUCCACUGUGGGAUCCACAAUACAGUGGGGUUUAUAUACACAUCACUGCUGAUUGGGUAACACCUCUGACACCCAUCAAACCAGACACGACACACCUCAAAGUCUGCUACGCACUGUUUCACACUGUUUAGACAAAAUAUGUUGAGCUUGGAAAAUGAAGUGAAAUAGUGCACGUGUUGAGAUUGAAUGUGCCCCAGAGUACUAGUGGGUGGGGUCACUAGUCCCUGCAUAUAAUUGAACAGCUGCCAGAUAUCAGAUUCCUGUUACUAACUUUACUACACCAAGUCCCAAGUAGAAUAACUUGUCAAGCACUUUGUGUUAACAUGCUCACCUUACUAGUUUCGUUAGAAGAUGUUUCUUCAAAUGUUUCCAUAGCAACCUGCACCAACAGCCUACUGCCCCAUGACCGGUGAAAUCUGUGCUAUAUGUAGUCUAAGCUUGAACUCGCUGGUAUUUGUUUUAGACAGUUUUGUUUCCUUCUGUCUGAGGACUCUGUAUUGUGUAUACAACUGCGCUUUGUUAUCCAUGCCUUCUUAUCACAUUUAGCCUUUUAUCUUAAUGCAUGUUUUU